Molecule: messenger RNA, 1557 nt
Organism: Olea europaea var. sylvestris
Lineage: Eukaryota; Viridiplantae; Streptophyta; Magnoliopsida; Lamiales; Oleaceae
Product: microtubule-associated protein futsch-like
Exons: 1
Coding region: 1-1557 (518 amino acids)
Source: RefSeq, a predicted model, not a curated record
AUGAGUGUUUUACAGUAUAAAGAAGUCAUGAAUUCUGCUGAUCUUCAGAUAUGGAACAAUGUCGGCUUUGAUAAUGGAGAUCUUAAAGAAUUUUCGGGGAAUAAGGCUUCUUGGAGUCCUCUGAAGCCGAUUUUGUUAAAUUCGACAGAGUCGUUGAACUCGAAUUCUUCGAGCAAAGAGAAUGAGGGUCCUCUGUUUGAGAACCCAAUUUCUUCUGUUGCUUCUUCUCUCAGAUCUGUGGUAACUCCUUUCAAGCAGGUUAAUUCGAAUGGGGCUAUGGAGAAUUCAAAAACUAGGGGAAAUACUAAACAAAGUUUUGAAGACAAGGUGAAUUUGAAGAGUUUUGAUGAGGAAAUUGAGGAGAUUGAAAUGGAAAUUAGAAGAUUGACUUCAAGAUUAGAGUCUCUGAAACUGGAAAAGGCUGAGAGAAGUGUGAAAACAGUGGAAAAGAGAGAAAGAGUGAUCUCGGCGAAGUUUAUGGAACAGAAACAGCGUGUUAAAACUGGAGAAGUGAAGAAAGAGAUCGAACAGUUUUCAUCGAUGAGAGCAAGAACUGGGAUUCAGAGGAAGGGGCUUAGUUUGAGGCCAUCAGAUUUGGUUGUUGGGGCGCGAAGGGGAAUGAGUAUGGGGCCUUCUGAGAUUUUGGGGUCCGCAAAAUCCUGGAAAUUGGGCAAGAAAGAAAUGACCAACCCUGUUCCGCCUAUACAGAGUAGAGUGCUUCGUUUGAGACCUGCAGAGAUUGAUGCUGAAGCACGAAGGGGAAUGAGCAUGGGGCCUUCUGAGAUAUUUGGAUCCGCGAAAUCCCAGAAAUUCGGCAAGCAAGAAAUGAUCACCCCUAUUCAGCCUACACAAAGUAGGCGAAAAUCUUGCUUCUGCAAGUUACAAGAUAUUGAUGAAGGGAAAGAGGUGAGUAAAGAAAGGGGGAAGAGUUCAAGUGUUAGCCAUGAAUCAAGAAAAACUAUCACAAAAUCUCGAGUUUUAUCAAGGCAGGCUGUUACUACGGUUGGAUCCAAGAAGGCUGUGACGAAAGAGGGUCGAAUGGUGAACUCAAUUCAGCCCAAGAAACUGUUCAGAGAUGGUGAGAUGUCCAUCCCUGCUAAGCCAUUAAGAGCAGGGAGAUUUGUCGCGAGCCGGUAUAAUCAGAGCACAAAUCCUGCAUCAGAAAUAAGAAAGGGAUCCUUGCCAGAAGAUGGUAAGGCUGAGAAUAGGGGCGAUAAGAAGCGUUCUCUAUCAGCCAGAAACUCACGGGUAACUGUCAUAGACAACAAGGAUUUAGGCACUGAAAGUCGAGUGAAAAAGCGUUGGGAAAUUCCGAAUGAGGUUGUUGUUCAUAGUAGUUUGGUCGAGGGCGAGAAGUCACCAGAGUCUAUUCUUCUUGAUUUGCUUCCAAGGAUUAGGGUUUCUCGAUUCACCAAAGAGAGCCCCCGGGAUUCUGGUCCUGCGAAAAGAGUAGUUGAAUUGGUUGGGAAGAAAUCAUACUUUUGCAACGACGAGGAAGUGGAGCCAUCCGUUUGUCAAGCCUUGAGCUUUGCAGAAGAAGAAACUGAAGAAAAUUAA